AUGGCCUUCGUUGCUGAAGCACAUGUUCUGAGCGCCCAGCAGCCCUUAGAUCCCUUCUUAGAUCCCGCUCAGAGCGGGGAAGACGCAGCAUAUGGUCAUAAAUCAUGGCUGCACGACCAAGACGUGAAUUACGCAAGGUCGACAUGGAAUAUCCGGACCCCUAAAGAUGAUCCUCAGCAGCCUAUUAGAGAGCCUGACUCCUAUAAUUCGACCUUGCUACCGUUGAAAUUCGAGCCUCUUCCCUUGGGUGCGGUGCGGCCGCUGGGAUGGCUUCGUCAACAGACAGAAUUGAUGGCGAGUGGUCUACCGGGCCAUUUGCAUGAAUUUUAUCGCCUAGUUAAGGAUGCUCCUUGGCUGGGAGGAGAUCAAGAGUAUUCCUGGCUGAACGAAGCGUGGCCGUACUCCUACAACGCCCUCGUUCCAUUGGCGUGGAUUACCGACAACGCACGACUCAAGCAUCAUAUUCUUCGUGUCACGGAUUGGGUCAUCAGCCACCAACAGUCAGAUGGCUGGCUGGGACCAGAAGAAGAUCUUUCUCGUCGAAACUUUUGGGCCCGGUAUCCUCUCUUUCUAGGAUUCAUUCAGCUGGUGGAAGCCGAACCGGAACUCGGAGAGACUAUGAUCCUACCUGCGAUGCACCGCUUUGUGAGUCUAAUGCACGAUAUGCUCGCGGACCACCACCAAGGUUAUGUCUGGAAACCCGGUGAUCAAUUCGAUGAGCAGUGGGGCCGGUCCCGUGCUGCGGACAUGGUCCUCGCCCUGCAAUGGCUCUACGAGAAAUAUCCCAUGGGAAAUGAAAAGAAAAUUCAUCACUGCAUGGUGCACAUGUACGAAAUGGCGUACGAUUGGUCAUAUUGGUUUCAUGAAGACCAUUUCCUGAAAGACGACCUCGAUCUCUUCCCGAUCGAACUGACUCGCAGCUUGUUCCCUUAUAUCCACGGUGUCAAUGCGGGCCAGGGACUCAAAUGGGGCGCAGUGAUGCGAAGGCUGGUUCAUGACGAUUCUUUGCUUAAUACCACCAGAAACGGGGUGAACUGGACUUUCCAGUACCAUGGAACCCCAUCCGGGGCUGUUAUCGGCGAUGAACGUGAAGCCGGUCUCAGUCCCGUCCGAGGCACCGAACUUUGCAGUGUGGUGGAGUCCAUGUUCUCUUUGAACUAUCUCUACCAGGCUGUGGGAGAUCGUGACUUUGCCGACAAGUCCGAAUUGGCCGCUUACAAUGCUCUGCCGGUCAUGUUGAUGCCUCACUGGUGGGCUCAUCAAUACGUCGCCCAGACAAAUCAACCCAUCAGUCAUCGCUUGGACCGGUCGCCUUUCUGGAAUGUCGGGCCCUGGGGUCAAACGUUCGGCACAGAACCAAAUUUCCCAUGCUGCACCGUUAAUAUGCAAGGGUAUUCCAAGUUUGUCCCGGCAAUGUUUGUCAAGGUCGGAGAAGACGGACUGGCACAUGCUCUACUUGGACCAUCCCACGUCAGCGCCACUUUGAUGAAGCGCAAUAGUGUACGAAUUCGAUGUGAAACGAACUAUCCAUUUACGACCUAUCUCAACUACGAGAUCAAGGCCAGGUCGGCUUUCCGCUUUUCGUUCCGGGUACCUUCCUGGGCCGUACUGGAUGAGAGUGGAGUGUGGGUUGAUUCCGGAAAAGGACAUCAUCUGAACCCGGAUAAUGCCACCGGGUUGCAUACCAUGAUAAUUCCAGCUGGACGAACCCGCGUGGAGGUUUGGUUUGGUACCCGACUGCGCAUCGAGCCCCGGGCUAAUGAUACCGUGUCGAUAUAUCAUGGGGCUUUACUAUAUGCACUACCGGUUGCAGGAGAAUACGAAGCCUCUCGACCGGCCGGAUAUCCCGGAACAACCGCUCCGCCUGAAGCCAACGACUGGGAAAUUUUCCCCCGAGACCCCUGGAACGUGGCCAUUGACAUAUCAACGCUGAAGUUCUUCGAAUAUCCAAAUCGCUACGCCGAGUGGUUACCAAAUCCAAUCUGGAACGAAGAAGCACCCCCGGUCAGCAUUUCAGGCUUGGCCUGUGCUAUUGACUGGGGGUUCGAAGAUGGAUUUGCACCAAAUCCGCCACUGAUAGGACAACGGAAUUGUACAGGAAGAGCAUUCCCAGUAGAGUUACGCCCGCAUGGCAGUGCCAAACUGCAUAUGGCUGAGCUACCCACGGUGAACUUGAAACCUGGUAGUCCUGACUUGUGGCGACCUGAUCAGGAUGAGCCAGAGGAUUCAGAAUCGGGUCAUCAAGGGGAACUGUGA
This is a messenger RNA of Rhinocladiella mackenziei CBS 650.93, 2256 nucleotides long. RefSeq lists its product as uncharacterized. The coding region runs from base 1 to 2256 and encodes 751 amino acids. The transcript has 5 exons. NCBI's taxonomy places the organism in Eukaryota, Fungi, Ascomycota, Eurotiomycetes, Chaetothyriales, Herpotrichiellaceae. The record is from RefSeq and is a predicted model, not a curated record. Gene Ontology annotation, biological process: carbohydrate metabolic process.